AUUCUGUUGGCAUGACGUUAAUUACCUGCACAUUAUUAAAUAGUGACCUUGACAUGGAAGACGUCGUUCGGAAUGACAGUAGUUUCUUGAGACAUAAAGUAAAAUUACUAGAAAUAAGCGAUAGUUAUGGAACAAAUCUGUGAGUCACUUUAUAAAUUAAGUGACAGACGUAUUCAACAGAUUUCAACACUUGAAGAACUGUGUAAAACAAAUGUUAUCCCUUCAAAAGUCAAAUGACUUCAGCGAAUUCGAGGUUCUUAGCAGUCGCCUGAAAGUGGAAAAUAAAAGGCACGGCUUAGAGGAUCUUUUAGUUUCCAAUCCUGCUGCUUUUUCAACGGCGAAAAUUCAGCAGAAGCUAUUCACGAAAAGUUCGGAAGAUGAUGAGGAGCCUGUUGCAGAUGAAAGCGAUGAACAUCCAUUGCCCAACGUAGUGGAAAAUGCAUUCUAUUUUGAAAAUGCAGGUAUAGGAAUCGGAUGCAGCGAGACUGUUGCACUGAACAUGGCAAUUAAAGCAUUGGUGAAUACACAAGCUGUUCAGAGUGCACGAUUUUGGGGGAAAAUUUUCGGUUUAAUACAGAAUUAUUACGUUGUCGAGGUGGAGUUUGCUGAAGGGGAAGACGUAGACGAAGAAGAGGAUGCACAUUCACUAAGCCAAGAGACAGCUGAAGUCUCUGAUGAGAAUGGGCCAGAAGGCAAAGAAGAGUUUCCAAAAUCUAAAUGGAAGCCGCCAAUUAAGAUCCCUCGAGAGGAGAAUCAUGUUGGAACUAAUAAGAAAGUUUAUUUUGUCUGUCACGAACCAGGUCUACGGUGGAUAAAACUACCACCAGUAACACCCGAACAGAUAGUAGCUGCUCGAGCUGUGCGGCGUCUAUUUACUGGCAUAUUGGAUGCCCCAGUAGCCUGUUAUCCACCUUUCCCUGGUACUGAAGCUAAUUAUCUGCGUGCUCAGAUAGCUAGGAUCAGUGCAUCUACACAAAUAUCUCCAGCAGGAUAUUACACUAUUGAAACGAACGAAGAAGAAGAGGAGCUUGAAAAUGAAGAAGAAGGUGGACGGCAAAACUAUAUUAAAAAUGAAGAAUAUGAACCAUUAAGUAUGAAUGUGUUGGCUGAUCCAAGUCUUGAACACUGGGUUCAUCACACAUCUUACAUUCUACCACAAGGAAGGGUUUACUGGUGGAACCCGAGGAAAGGUUUGGGGGAAGACUUUGAUGAGUUCAACGAUGAAGAGGAAGAAAACGAGGAGGAGGAUGGUAAUACAAAAAAUGCAGUGAAACCAGAACAUGGACCACCUAUACUUACACCAAUUUCAUCUGAUUUCCCUAUAUUUGGACAAAAGCCUUGGUCAAUCAAAUUAACUUCCAAUUUAUUACCUGAGUAUGCAUGUGUUGUUAUAUCAUCAAAUCUUUGGAUUGGAGCGCAUGCAGUUGCUUGGGGCAGACGUUUUGAAAACAUCUACAUUGGUUGGGGCGUGAAAUCAGUGAUUUCAGGUUUUCAACCUCAAUUACAACCAAUUGAAAUGAAUGAAUAUCAAGAAAUGCCUGAUUUAAAUGAAGCCACUGAUCCAACCCCAGCAGAAGAGAGCGCAUUAAGAACACUGCUCAAUCCACUUGAAGCCGAAGAUGAAACGAAAGAAGAACAAGAAGAAGAGGAGGACGAUUGAUGAAAUGUAUCACGAAAACACUAAGAAUAAUUCAGUUGAAUGGACAGGAACAUUAAUUUGUCAAAUUUUUUUUAUACUUCUAGUGAACAUUUUUAUUGUGCAUAUCAUUUUGGUUUGUUUUGUAGCAAAAUUCAUGAAUAUCGUAGGAAAUAUUUCAAUUUCGCACCGUUUGUAACACAGGAAAACAAAAAUGAGUAGAAAUUUUUGUACGAAUAUAUAUUAAAGGCUUCAGAUGUUGGAAUAAUGCUUACGAGAUAUCAUAAAGUAAACAUGUUCGAUGAGUUUGUAAAUAACAGAGUAUCAUAAGUGAAAAAUUGUUUUUUUCUGUCAAGACAUGCCACUAAUAAAAUCAAACUGAAUGAGUGAUAAUCCCACCAAUUUUUUCGAGACAUUAGCGGUAAACAUUGUUUCUACAAGAAACACAUCCUAAUGACUCUAAGACUGAUAACUCAAAAUAAUUACCGUGUAUGGUCCAUCCCACUUUGGAAGCAGUUUGCGUGCCCCUGGCGCGUACUCACCUCACACUAUCAAAUACUGCCUUCGCCCAACCUCUCAGCAGCGAUCCAAGUAAAAGUCUUUUCGCUGAUGGAUCAUCAACGCCAAUCAACUCCGCAACAGCCUCGAAAUCCUGCAACAAGAUCCAUAAGUCUCCUUCUUGAAAAACUGCAGGGCAUAGGCUUUUCAUUUGUCAGCAGGCAGUGACACCAAAUGUAACAGUAGAAGGCAAGACACGGAAGCAAACGUACACUUUUAAUUGACCAAACCACUAUUUAUAAAUCGAAUUUCUAAAUACAUAUUGUAUUCUGCUCCUAAUGUAGUACUGAACCGUGGGAAUAUAUGAGAAUAAUAUUCCGUUGGAACACAUUGUCUGUAUCACACCACCACAGUGUUAUCGUAACUAUCUGGUUAUUCUUGAUAACUUUCGGAAAUAAUCUGUGUUAAAUAAUUUACUAGACAGUGAUAAGAGGUUUUAAAAUCCCAUGCAAUACAAGAAAUCAGUAAAUUCUGAUGUAUAGAAUACAAGACAGAAGCACAUUAAAUCUCAGUAUUCUUUUAACAAUCGAAUUUAUAUUAAAAUGAUUACAGCAGAAAAAUAUUUAACCAUAGCAGAAACAAUCCUUCAACAGUCAAUAAUUCACUUGUUUGAUUUCAUAUUACAGAUGAUAUGCAUUCCAUUCAGAAGUUCUCCAUACGCAUAAAAUCAAUUUUUCAGAAAUGUCUUACACAGUUAUUGGAAAUUAUUCGUUAAACUGAAGAGAAACUAAGUCAAGAUAACAAUUUGAAUAUAUUAUUUCUCCGUAAUUCUAAUGUAAUUCACUAGCCAUGUUUGUGUACACAAAAUUGAUACUAAAAUAAACACGAAAACUGUUGAAUUAACAGAUCAUGCAUGAGAAAUUAAUCUUCUCGGAAAUCCUCCAGUUUUAAUUAUCAAACUACAUAAGAUAUGAAAAAGAUCACAAUGAAGAAGAAACACAAAAACCUGACAGACAUUGAAGGGAAGAAACGUAUAAAGGGCAAAAACUACAAAUUAAGGACUAAUCAUCAAUGAAGACGACGAGUACAAAUUUCAACAGGAAUAGAAUGAAGAAAAGUUGAAGUUGAUAAGAACACGGUGAAUGGGAAAAAUUGAGAAAAGGAUGGAAAAGUACAAAUAAAGAGAAAGGAAGAUGAAAGAGUGAACGAAAUUGGACAGACUAAUAGUGUACUUAUUGGUAUAAGCAGUCGUCUGGCAAUGUGAAUGGAUCGUAGAUUACAUUUCAGCCUGUCUUUAACUCUCCGUGUGCAGUUGCUUCUAACCAAUGAUUCUGUUACUUCAUCUACACACUGGCGUUAACUGUUUUACGUCAUCAUCGCGAAACUCGAAUGUAUUUCACUUCAGUUUUGAAAUUUGCAUUCUCAACAUCAUUCUGUGCUAUCAAUUAUCGUCUUCUCAAUUCUUACAGGGUUUAUUAUGUGUUGUAUAGUUUCUUUCACAGUUGAUGUUCUUUCUCCUAAAUAAAUGAAGGAAUUAGUCACUAGUUUGAUAGACUAAUGCAAUUUGUUUUGCUUCCUUUUUUUAGUGGUGUUACGC
Messenger RNA from Trichobilharzia regenti, 3731 nucleotides. The record is from the annotation of a GenBank genome assembly. NCBI's taxonomy places the organism in Eukaryota, Metazoa, Platyhelminthes, Trematoda, Strigeidida, Schistosomatidae.